CGCACUUGCUCCUUUCACUAAGGGGCGGGGCUUUGCUCAGUCGCCUAACAAUGACGUAGAAUUUCCUCGCUAGAGCCGUGGAUUUCCUGCGCGUGUGUUUGUAGUUGCAGCGGAUACGAUUCCAAUAUGGCAUCAGCUUUGGAGAAUUAUAUCAACCGAACUGUAGCUGUAAUUACAUCAGAUGGUAGAAUGAUUGUGGGUACACUGAAAGGUUUUGAUCAAACCAUAAACCUGAUUUUGGAUGAAAGCCAUGAACGAGUAUUCAGCUCAUCCCAAGGAGUAGAGCAAGUAGUGCUUGGUCUUUACAUUGUAAGAGGAGACAAUGUGGCAGUCAUUGGAGAAAUAGAUGAAGAGACAGACUCUGCACUGGAUUUGGGAAACAUUCGAGCAGAACCACUAAACUCAGUAGUGAAUUGAAAAACUUCAAAGAAAUUGUGUAAAUCUUGGACUGUAUAUGGUUUAUUGAAUACAAUAUUUUUUACAAGCUAAGGAAUUAAGAAACAUUGUACUUGAGCUGUUUACAUGUUAUUUUAAAUGUGUCCUUCUCUAUUAUGUACAUUAAAAUCUUUCUACAUUUUAAA
Messenger RNA from Xenopus tropicalis (tropical clawed frog), 581 nucleotides. RefSeq names its product LSM8 homolog, U6 small nuclear RNA associated (gene lsm8). Gene Ontology annotation, molecular function: RNA binding. The transcript is spliced from 4 exons. The coding region runs from base 127 to 417 and encodes 96 amino acids. Lineage: Eukaryota; Metazoa; Chordata; Amphibia; Anura; Pipidae. Gene Ontology annotation, cellular component: U6 snRNP; U4/U6 x U5 tri-snRNP complex; nucleus. Gene Ontology annotation, biological process: mRNA splicing, via spliceosome. The record is from RefSeq and is a predicted model, not a curated record.